Messenger RNA from Kwoniella botswanensis, 351 nucleotides. RefSeq lists its product as uncharacterized. Lineage: Eukaryota; Fungi; Basidiomycota; Tremellomycetes; Tremellales; Cryptococcaceae. Bases 1 to 351 code for a protein of 116 amino acids. The record is from RefSeq and is a predicted model, not a curated record. The transcript is spliced from 3 exons.
AUGUGUUUUACUCGCAUAUUGAGUAAAGAAAACGGUGGACCGAAUUAUGAUCAUAAUCAUGGUAAAGCAGAACGUAAGGUACUUAGGUUAAGAGGUGGAUGUUGUACCGACUCAGCUGUAUUUGCCGUAUCAUUCUCAUCUCCCAUAUUAUGUCUCUCCAUGUUUAUUAUCAGAGACCAAGAUCGCAAAUAUGGAGAAUACUGUAAGAAGAUUCGAAACAGGGAUGACACCCAAGUCGAUGGGACGGUACAUAAACAUCGGCAUAGGGCAGGAGGUAGGAAUGGAGCUAUCGCGGGGGCAGUAGCUGGAGGAGGAGGAGGUGGUGGGGGAGGGGGAGCAGGGGGCUGUUAA